Molecule: messenger RNA, 1353 nt
Organism: Cladocopium goreaui
Lineage: Eukaryota; Dinophyceae; Suessiales; Symbiodiniaceae
Source: the annotation of a GenBank genome assembly
AUGUACUUCGCUAUGUCCAACAAAUAUCGAAAUAUAGAUGACCGGGCCCAUGCAUGCACUGCAUUCGAACAGGUGUUCAACAUGGUGGCAUCUAUAUUAGGUGGUUUUGCAUUAGAGCAUGUCCCCAUCGGCAGCCAAGACAACCAAGUCCUUGAUUUACUGGUGGACACUGGGGGCCGGGUGGAUUCAUCCAAUUUAUGGACUCAGGAUUUCUACGCACGCUACGCUAGGGGUGCGUGGGCCAAAGACUUUCAGAGUGAACAGAAGACUUGGGUGACAACACGUCAUGGUGUUGGACGGAUUUCUCUGGCGCAGUUUUUGUGCUUUUCAUGUGACCCACAACACAAUGUUGAUUUGAGAGGAAAACUAUCCAGAGAACUGUUCAACUUACUCAGUGAGUUUGGACGACUGCUGGAUGAGACUGUCUCGUUGAUGUCCAAGGAUGUUAAAGACUUAGACGAUCAUCUUGCAAUGGCAUGCAAGAACCAGGGCAGGGUGUCACGUUCUGCGAAAACAGAAUUCCUCUUGAUUUCCGAUGCGGUGAGGGAGCUGCCCAGAAACGUGCGCAAGAUUCUCCGUGAUGCUAGAUUAAGUUUGCUUGCCAUGGUCGAGCAUUACAACAUCACGCAGCUCUUCGUCAGCCCUGCAGACCAAGGACACAGUGGAGUAGCCAGAGAUCGUACUUACCUUGUGCUGACAUUGAAGGACAAAGUCACCCAGGUACAUGAUGUUGAGGUGGUUUACAGAAAGGUGUCUACCUACAUCAGGCAAAGGGUUCAAACCCGACCAUCUGACUACUUGAUUGCGACAAAGAGCGAUCUGUUAAGGGAUGCACAAUAUUGUGCCAACAAACGUGGCAAACCAUUCCCAAAACAGGUGACUGUGAAGAACACAUGGAACGGCAAACGGUUCUCUUUGAAACGCUUGCUGAAUCUGAGAGAGGCCCAAGGUGUGAAAUUCGCACUGGCGAAAUAUCAGGAAGUCAAGCAGGAGGUCUUCGACGCAGCCAAGUCGCAAUACGAGAGGCGGUCUGAGCCAAUGGCACACACCGCAUGGGGCCCCACCGAGAUUGCUCGCUUCAUGCGUUGGCAGCUGUCCUUGUUCAAAGAGGGCAAGAUCAAGCGACAGCAUGUGGGUGGUUUUUCCUACCGUUUGCCGCAGAAAAGCAAGCUUGGAGAACCAGCAGAGAUGCCAGACACGGUGUUGGAGUUCGAGAAAAAGCAGGCGAAGAAGAAGGCUGAGGCCAAGCGCAAGGUUUCGUCGUCUGACACUGGGGAAUCAGACCAGGAGAACGAGGAGGACGAGGGUGAGGAGUCUGAGGAAAUCGUAGACUAUGAGUUGCAGGCUUGGUGA